AUGGAAGCCACCUGUAAUGAAUCAGAGGACUCCUCACCUGUAUUCUGCCUGGUGGGCAUCCCCUCUCUGCCUGAAUCCCUCUUUUCCCUUGUAUUCUUAGUUUUCCUCUUCAUCUACCUGCUCAUCCUGGCGGGGAACACCCUGAUCCUGGUGGCUGUAGUGGCAGAGCCCAGCCUCCACAAGCCCAUGUACUUCUUCCUGGUCAACCUCUCAGUCUUGGACAUUCUCUCCACUACAACCACCAUCCCCAAGAUGCUGUCCCUACUCUUAUUUGGGGACCACUUUCUCAGUUUCCCUGCCUGCUUCCUACAGAUGUACCUUUUCCAUGGCCUCAAUUGCUCUGAAGCCUUCAUCCUGGUGGUCAUGGCCUAUGACCGCUAUGUGGCUAUCUGCUGCCCCCUGCGCUACCCUGUGCACAUGACCCCCCGGACCAAUGCUGCGCUGGCCGCUGGUGCCUGGCUCACUGCCCUUCUCCGGCCCAUCCCGGCUGUGGUACAGACCUCCCACAUGGCUUUUGGCAAUAUUGCUCACAUCUAUCACUGCUUCUGUGACCAUCUGGCCGUGGUCCAGGCCUCCUGCUCUGACACCACACCCCAGACCUUCAUGGGCUUCUGCAUCGCCAUGGUGGUGUCCUUCCUGCCCCUUCUCCUGGUGCUUAUUUCCUACACCCACAUCCUGGCUGCGGUGCUUCGCAUCAGCUCCCGAGAAGGACGCUCAAAGGCCUUCUCCACCUGCAGCUCCCACCUUCUGGUGGUUGGGACCUACUACUCAUCCAUCGCCAUUGCCUAUGUGGCCUACAGGGCUGACCUGCCCCUCGGCUUCCACAUCAUGGGCAAUGUGGUGUUUGCCAUUCUUACUCCUGUCCUCAACCCUCUUAUCUACACUCUGAGGAAUAAGGAUGUCAAAGCAGCCAUCAGCAAAAUGACAUGUCCCCAGGUCCAGGGCAUUCUGGGGCUCUUGACCCUUAAAUGCAACUAA
Messenger RNA from Manis javanica (Malayan pangolin), 978 nucleotides. The record is from RefSeq and is a predicted model, not a curated record. Lineage: Eukaryota; Metazoa; Chordata; Mammalia; Pholidota; Manidae.